This is a messenger RNA of Hylaeus anthracinus, 1841 nucleotides long. RefSeq names its product protein phosphatase 1 regulatory subunit 21. The coding region runs from base 243 to 1550 and encodes 435 amino acids. NCBI's taxonomy places the organism in Eukaryota, Metazoa, Arthropoda, Insecta, Hymenoptera, Colletidae. Gene Ontology annotation, cellular component: membrane; early endosome. The record is from RefSeq and is a predicted model, not a curated record. The transcript has 7 exons.
CUAUAGGAUAUCGUCGAAAUGACGUAUAUUUUAAAAAUUUGAUUAGCAUUUGAUUAAAUAUCGACAAAAUUUUAUAUUCGAUUUGUAAAUCGACUAACAACCAACUUCUCUUCAGUGAGGUAUCUGGCAAUUGAUGACAGGUUUUCGGUGAUUCCUCGUUGACGUUUGACAUUUAUGUACAAGGUGCUACUUACUGUGUAUAUGUCGUGACAACACGUUAAAAGAGAAAAGUCGAGGACAUUAUGGAGGAUGUCCAUGGACAACUACAGACCAAAUACCAUAAGAUUGUUACGGAAUAUUCUAAAAUCCGUGCUCAAGCAAAUGUUCUAAAAAAUGCUGUGAUUGAAGAACAGAAACGUAAUGCAGAUAUUCGCGAACAAUUGAAAGAGAAGGAAGUAGAACUUCGGAAAGCUGAACAAGAAUUAGACAGUUUGUCAUUUCGAAAUCAACAAUUGACUAAACGUAUAACUGUAUUACAAGAGGAACUUGACAAAACGCAAAUCAAAUCGAAAAAGGGAAAAAGUAAAUUAUUAGAAAGUAAUAGUCAAAUACCAGUACAUCCAAAUCAUAUUCUAGAUGAAGAGUUUAAAAAAAAAAUAGUUGAGAAUGCUCAAUUAUUAUCGCAAAUCAGCGACAAAGAUAGCGAAAUUGAAAGUUUAAAUAAUAGGAUUCAAGAGCUACAGUAUAAAUUAGACCAUUGUGAAAAAUCUAAAGUUGAAUUAGAAUGUCAAUAUCAAAGUACAAUAGAAAAACUAGAAAGAGAAAGAAACGAUUUGCAAAAGAAGUUAAAUGAAAAACAAAAGCAAGAAGAAACUGUUUCAUGGUCUAGUAAUGAAGGUAAACGAGACGGAUAUGAUUUUGAUACUAGACUAGGACUCUCUAAUCAUCGUCAAACUGAAUUGUCUCCAUUUUCGUCGCCGUUGGCUUCACGUAGAUCAUCAAAAUCUAUCGGCGAAGGUAAACCUCAUAAAACACAAGAGGAAACCAAUGAGUUUGAAUUUUCAAAAUUGUGCGACAUAGAAAAAGAAAUGAAUUACUGGAAAGCGCAGUACCACAUACUUAAAAUAAAAUGUGACGAAGUAGAACAAAAAGAUUGUUUAAAUAGCGUGCAGAUUGAAAAUGAGCCAUUGCAACUAACAAAGAUAGAUCAUAUGAUUGGAAGAUUAACAGUACCUUUCGCGAUACCAGAGGAAAUCGAAGCCCGGGAAGCAAAAAUAAGAGAUUAUUUCCUACAGGAGAUCGAUAAGUUAAUAAUGGAAAAACAUAUUUAUCAUGCUAAAAAUUUGGCUAUGGCUGCUAAUAGCGAAGUUAUGCAAGUUCAUUUAGAUGCAAGCGAAUCAAAGAGGAAAAAAUGCGAGUCUGCACUCACAGAAGCAAAUUGGAAUACUUCGGAAAGAGAUAAAGAGAUACAAGAAAAUUAUAAAACGCAACUUAUUACUAUGAGUGAACAUCUCGCAAACAUGAAUGAGAAACUAAUUUCUCAAACGGAAGAAAUACAACACUUGAAGUUUGAACUUGUAAAGAAUAAUAAAAAGGGAAAACAGAAGUGAUAUAGGUUAAAUUACAAGUUAGCAAUUGAUAACAUUCCACGAGCAACAUUAAUUAAUCAGAACUAUUGGUAACUUUAAUUUCAUGUACAUAUGGUUAGACCUAAUGAACACUAAUUACAAUUGUUGAUCAUAUUCUUACUAAUGUACUAAAGGAUUUCUGAAAUUAGUAUAAUAUUAUUUAUGAAAUUAAAAUAAGAAUUAUUAUUAACGUUCAUUACCUGAACGUUUAUAAUACAUAAAAUUACAUUUUAUGUAGAAUCAUAAAAUACACGGUAUUAUCAUUUACACAUA